UGGCAGGGGUGCCUCUGAAUGGGCUUCAAGUUCAAUUACGGACGUGACGUGAGGUCCGCGAUGUGGGGUGACUAUUGGAAGCAGACAGGGUACAGAGGGGUCGCCGUGCGCACCAUCAGCGUCUGUGGUAAACUUAGUCUUUUGCAGCACAGACCUACAAAUUGAUUGCUGUCCAACAGACUGUCAGUCCAGUCUGAAAUCAGCUGUCCCUUCCUGUCAAAUGAAGGACGGCAAGGAGAAUUCUAACGCCUUUUCUGGGAGUUUCGCCUCAAAUCUGGAUCACAUAAAACCAUGCUGGUACUGGGACAAGAAGGAUCUGGCCCACACCCCGUCCCAGUCGGAUGGCCUGGACCUGGCCACAGAAGCCCGAUACAGACGAGAGGGAGCCAGGUUCAUCUUCGACGUUGGAACUCGUCUGGGACUACAUUAUGACACUUUAGCGACUGGGAUAACAUACUUUCAUCGUUUUUACAUGUUUCAUUCAUUCAAACAGUUCCCCAGAUAUGUGACCGGGGCUUGCUGCCUUUUCUUGGCUGGUAAAGUGGAAGAAACCCCUAAGAAGUGUAAAGACAUCAUUAAAACGGCUCGCAGUCUGCUCAACGACGUGCAGUUUGCCCAGUUUGGAGAUGAUCCAAAGGAAGAGGUCAUGGUCCUGGAAAGAAUUUUACUCCAGACAAUCAAGUUUGAUUUACAAGUGGAACACCCCUACCAGUUUCUUCUGCGUUACGCUAAACAGCUGAAAGGUGAUAAGAACAAAGUUCAGAAGCUGGUCCAGAUGGCGUGGACAUUUGUGAAUGACAGUCUCUGCACAAUGUUGUCUCUACAGUGGGAGCCAGAGAUCAUAGCAGUGGCAGUUAUGUACCUCGCCGGCAGACUGUGUAAAUUUGACAUCCAGGAGUGGACGUCUAAGCAGUCAUCUCGUCGCUGGUGGGAGCAGUUCGUACAAGAUGUGCCGGUAGAGCUGCUGGAGGACAUCUGCCAUCAGAUCCUAGACUUGUACUCUCAGGGUAAGCAGCCGAUACCCCAGCAACCUCAGAUGCAAGACAAAGAGAAACCACCACCACCUUCUGCAGCCCAGCCUGGUCAGUCAGGGGUACCGAACCCACCUGCUCUACUUCCUUCCAAGAAAAACUCUCCUCAGGCCAGCCCACCUGCCAAGAUUAAACGGCAACAUGUCUCACCUAAAGAUGAACCUAAAGCCCCAGCAGAGCAAGUUGGGUCUAAAAUACCACGUCUGGAGAGUCCUUUGCCCCCUCUGCCGGUCUCCCAACCCCCAGAUCGUAAGGCUCCGUCUGCUGUCCCAGUGACUCCUGCUGAAGCAGAGCCGGUCGCAUCAGCUGAACUGGACCCAGCACAGGGCCCAGCUCCACCUCUGCCACAGGGGGCCCCGCCCCCUCUACCUCACCGCCCUCCCCCCCCUCCCCCCUCCAGCUACAUCAUGGGAAUGUCCACGUCCAGUUCGUACAUGUCAGGGGAGGGAUUCCAGAGCUUGCAAUCCAUGAUGAAGACCGAAGGACCUUCCUACGCACCCAUGCCCCCUUCAUAUGGCCUACCUUAUCACCCACACGUCUAUCCAAACCCCCCACCUCCUGGCCCUCCGCCCCCAGCCACUUACCCCCCUCCAAAUCUGCCUCCACCCACUCCAUCUUACCCCCCGCCAGGCUACAACCCCAGCUACCCACCUCCACGCAUGCCACCAGGGCACACUGUGCCCCCUCCGGUAAUGGGGUAUCCCCUCCACCCGUUCCGUGGAUGAGAUGAGACAUGAUGGAAAGGUGGAGGAGAAAGUGUUUCAAUCCCAUGCAGUUCUUCUUUCAUUCAAAAACGCCAUCUUUUGAUUUAGGCCUCACAGUUUGUAUCAGGAUUACAUUUGUUCUGAUGCAGACAUCACAUCAGGGCACAGGUGUUGUAGCUGCCAAGGUGUUUUGUGGUUGAAUUGGUGUGUUAAGUCCAUGAAGCAUCAGGGUUUCAACGUUCUCCAGAUUUUCUUCUCCAGUAGUCUAAAUUAAAGGAAUAGUUCAUCCUAGCAUUCUUAUUAUUUACUCUUAAUGUUCCAAAUCUGUAUUCUGUUAUUUUUUUUUCUGUAAAACACUGCACAAGAUUUGGUAUCACGUGAGCGUGAGUAAAUAUUGACAGUUUUCAUUUUUGGGUGAACCUUUCCUUCAAAACCAAUUUCUCAAUUCACAUCAGCACUGACAUUCCAAACUCUGUCAGAAACUGAAUGAGAAACCUUGGUUUUAUAAAAAAUUUAUUUUGUAAUAUCCUUAGGGAAUUAUUUUUCUUCAAUGUAAAUUCUUCUCUUCCCCCUUGCUUUGCUUUGUUGCUGUGUUGCUAAAUUAAUGUGUUUCUGGAAGAAAUAUACCACAGAUUAUCCUUAGCAGUCUUUUUUAUUCAGUUUUGAUGGAUGUAAAGUCAAGUGAUUCCAUGAAUGGUCACAUAGUAUCAUAGUUUUUCCAUAUGUAUGCUGUGCCCAACCACCUUGUUCACUUGUUGAUUUUUUUUUGGCAGUUAAUAAAAAUAAUUUU
This is a messenger RNA of Xyrauchen texanus (razorback sucker), 2525 nucleotides long. Its product is annotated as cyclin-K. Gene Ontology annotation, biological process: regulation of transcription by RNA polymerase II; positive regulation of DNA-templated transcription, elongation. The transcript is spliced from 11 exons. The record is from RefSeq and is a predicted model, not a curated record. Gene Ontology annotation, molecular function: cyclin-dependent protein serine/threonine kinase activator activity. Bases 221 to 1756 code for a protein of 511 amino acids. Gene Ontology annotation, cellular component: nucleus; cyclin/CDK positive transcription elongation factor complex. Lineage: Eukaryota; Metazoa; Chordata; Actinopteri; Cypriniformes; Catostomidae.